This is a messenger RNA of Diachasma alloeum, 2188 nucleotides long. RefSeq names its product ADP,ATP carrier protein (gene Ant). Gene Ontology annotation, cellular component: mitochondrial inner membrane. The record is from RefSeq and is a predicted model, not a curated record. The transcript has 4 exons. The coding region runs from base 123 to 1022 and encodes 299 amino acids. NCBI's taxonomy places the organism in Eukaryota, Metazoa, Arthropoda, Insecta, Hymenoptera, Braconidae. Gene Ontology annotation, molecular function: ATP:ADP antiporter activity. Gene Ontology annotation, biological process: mitochondrial ADP transmembrane transport; mitochondrial ATP transmembrane transport.
CUCGGCUCGCUCACUCGUCGUCCGGCGCGCGUCCAUUACACACCUCGACACAUUAAGAGGAGGGUACCAUACUCCCGUUUUUCUUCCUUUAACUGAAAAAGUUUUAAAACCCAAUACACAAAAUGUCUCUCGCGGAUCCCGUGGCCUUUGCCAAGGAUUUUAUCGCCGGUGGUUGUGCCGCUGCCAUCUCAAAAACUGCCGUAGCGCCGAUCGAACGUGUCAAGCUGCUUCUUCAGGUACAGCACAUCUCGAAGCAGAUCGCUGAGGACCAGCGUUACAAGGGUAUGAUCGAUUGUUUCGUCCGUAUCCCAAAAGAACAGGGUUUCCUCAGUUUCUGGCGUGGUAACUUCGCCAACGUCAUCCGUUACUUCCCCACUCAGGCCCUGAACUUCGCCUUCAAGGACAAGUACAAGCAGGUAUUCCUUGGUGGUGUUGACAAGAACACCCAGUUCUGGCGUUACUUCGCUGGUAAUCUUGCUUCUGGUGGUGCUGCUGGUGCCACAUCCCUCUGCUUCGUCUAUCCACUUGACUUCGCCAGAACCAGAUUAGCUGCUGAUGUCGGUAAAGCAGGUGGUGAGCGUGAGUUCACCGGUCUCGGUAACUGCCUGACCAAAAUCUUCAAAUCUGACGGUCUGGUUGGUCUCUACCGUGGAUUCGGUGUAUCAGUCCAGGGUAUCAUCAUCUACCGUGCCUCAUACUUCGGUUUCUACGACACCGCACGUGGUAUGCUCCCAGACCCCAAGAAGACUCCAUUCCUCGUCUCCUGGGGUAUUGCACAGUGUGUCACCACUGUCGCUGGUAUCAUCUCAUAUCCAUUCGACACAGUACGUAGGCGUAUGAUGAUGCAGUCUGGUCGUGCCAAGUCUGAAAUGCUGUACAAAAACACCCUCCACUGCUGGGCAACCAUCUACAAAAGUGAAGGUGGCGGUGCCUUCUUCAAGGGUGCAUUCUCGAAUGUUCUCCGUGGUACUGGUGGUGCCCUCGUAUUGGUACUCUAUGACGAGAUCAAGAACCUCCUCUAAACAGUUUUUCCAAGCCCACAACAACAAGAAAAACCUUUAUCCCGUAUUUUUCCCCGUCACCCAUCCACUCGACAAAACACUGCGACCCCUCACCAUCAUCAUCAACAACAAUAAUCACCGGAAGAUUCACUAUUGAAACGUGAAACAUGUCAAGCAAUUCAAGAAGCCGGAAAUAAAUCAACUGGCCACGCCGGAAUCUCUGGACACGAUCUACAGCCGUUGAAGAAAAAAGGAAAAAUCGAAAAAAAAUAUCAAAGAAAAAGGAAAAUAUAACACUUGUCGACAAUUUCAUGAAUGAAAAAUGAAGUUACGGUAGCUUAACGUGCUUUGGCUCAUGUAACAAGCCUUAGCUCAAUUCAGUUUAUCUAAUAUUGUUAUUUUUUUCGUUCUUUCUUUUUUUAAUUUAUUACCGGAUUCAGUAUUCUUUGCAAUGACUCCCGGUAUGACAUUAUUUAAAUUUAAAAAAAAAUAGCUGAAUUUUAAUUUAAUUAUUACAAUUCCUCGCUUGCGAGCGGAUCGCGGGCGUGGCAACGACAUUUGUGAAAUUGAACGGCACGUCCCUCAAAACGACGACUGCCUAACGAAAAAAAUAAAUAAUUUAAAAAACAAAAACUAGAACAUUCAUAAUUUAAUGUAAUUCAAUCCAGACGCAAGUCUGUCGGCUCAUCACGUUGAUGAGUGAUUAAAAAAAUUGGAGAUAAAUGAAGAAAAUGUUCGCUGUACGAAAGAAUCAAGGUAAAAAUGUGACAAGGUAAAAAGUGAAGAAAGUUAAACCUAAUUAAUUUAAAUCAAAAGACACACAUGAGAGGGACGCGCGACGACUUAUGAAAAAACAACAAUUCAACAGAGAAGAACCAUCGACGACGAUGGCGGGGCGCGUAGACCUGGGCUGCCCCCGCCCUUUAUUCUCGGCCCAUUGUAGAUAAUUAAUAAUUCGUAAUAAUUACAUGAGGAAAAAUGACGCGAUCAUUCAACGAUAUCCGUGAACAAAAAGUACACCGAGUUUAGGGGGAUGAUUAACUCAAUAAGAUAAUUACUUCGCACUCCAGACAACAACGUGUAAGAUAAAUGAUGAAAAAACAAUGAGUCUGUGUAUGCAUCUACUUCUGUUCAUGUUAGGAUGUAUGCAGAUCAAAUGUCAGAUCAAUAAAAAAAAGUGGAAAUUA